Molecule: messenger RNA, 2414 nt
Organism: Ailuropoda melanoleuca (giant panda)
Lineage: Eukaryota; Metazoa; Chordata; Mammalia; Carnivora; Ursidae
Gene: BIRC5
Product: baculoviral IAP repeat containing 5
Exons: 4
Coding region: 85-513 (142 amino acids)
Source: RefSeq, a predicted model, not a curated record
GGCAGCGCGUUCCCGACAUGCCCUGCGGCGGCCGCCAACCGCCGGAUUUGAAUCGAGUCGGCGCUCUGUGGCUGCGGCGGCGGGAUGGGCGCUUCGUCGUUGCCCCCCGCCUGGCAGUUCUACCUCAAGGACCACCGCGUCUCUACGUUCAAGAACUGGCCGUUCUUGGAGGGCUGCGCUUGCACCCCGGAACGGAUGGCAGAGGCCGGCUUCAUCCACUGUCCCACUGAGAACGAGCCCGACUUGGCCCAGUGUUUCUUCUGCUUCAAGGAGCUGGAAGGCUGGGAGCCAGAUGAUGACCCUAUAGAGGAGCAUAAAAAGCAUUCAUCUGGUUGUGCUUUUCUUUCUGUCAAGAAGCAGUUUGAAGAGUUAACCCUCAGUGAAUUUUUGAAACUGGACAAAGAAAGAGCCAAGAACAAAAUCGCAAAGGAAACCAACAGUAAGCAGAAAGAAUUUGAAGAGACCGCAAAGAGAGUGCGCGGUGCCAUCGAGCAGCUGGCCGCCGUGGAGUAACGCCUCUGCCGCGCGCACUGCUCCCGAGUGGGGCGCCCCCGGCGGGACCCUUCAUGGCGCCGUAGGGAAGGAGAGCAUCCACAAUUUAAGUUAGAAUAUUUAAGCUGUACUUUUGUUUUUUUCUUUAAAGUGGUGCCAGGGGCUGCUUCUUGUGCAGCUGGUGCUGCUGAGUCCGGUAACCAGUUCGCUCGUUUUUCUUUGGUAGUUUUUGUGCUCUUUGUUCCUGGACUUGCCAGGGUGAGAAGUGUGUUCUCACGGGCAGAGCCCUUCCACAGUGACGCAUCGGGGCUUCAGGUUGACGCCAGGCUGUGGAGCCUGAGAUUUGAUGCCUGAACGUAAUCAUAGGUCUGUUAUGACUGGACAAAUAGAGAAUUAAGGAUGCCAUUUUAGAUUUUAUUUUUCUAAUAAUCUGAAUUUAUGGUGUGCAUUUCUUGUGUUCCCGCUACUCUGUAUUAUCUCGCUUGGGUAUCUACAAGUCCUGCGGCCAUCCUUCAACCCCGUCGGUCUGUGGUACCACAGCCUCCCUUCCCUCCAGAGCAGAUCGUACAAAAUGCCAUCCCUGCCACAGCUCUGAGGUGCUGCAGGAAGGGGCUUCCUGGCCUGUCUGCUCGUUUUAGAAUCUUCACAGGGGGAGCUAGCAGAAUCUGACCCCAGGCUGCCUUGGGCCCCCAAGUGUGCCAGAGCCCUUCUGGGACUGAAGCCCCAACAGCAGGGGAUGGGUGGAGGAGGCCUGAUGUCUUGACAGUAAAGCCAGCCUCUUGCUUGGAGGUCAGUGGAAGAUCCGUCACGUCCAACAUGCACCUUGGGCACAUGGCAAGGUUGUGACAUUUCUCUAAAACAGACAACGAAAAGGUCCUUAAUGCCAGACAGUGCCUUUUCCAGAGGCCUGGCUCCCUGCUCUGAAUGAGCUGUGACCCGGACGAAGCAGGCAGGGCCUGGAUGAGAGACCCAUGGAAGGAAUUCCCGGUCUUACCUGAGUUCCCAGGACGUAGCAGACCGUUACUUCCCUGUCAUGACGUGGGUUAGGUGGCUGACGAGGCACCUGCCUUUCUAACGUGAACCCCUCUCAAGGAGGACAGAGGGAUCAAUUAAUCUAAAAAGUGGAUUGGAAACAUCUUUUGGAGGAAACUUUUUAAUAGAUAACUUGUUUAUAUUGUUUGCAGUCUUACAAGAUCAUAGAUUUCCAUGAUGUCAGAGCAGUGGCAAUAAACAUGGCGGCUGGGGCCCUGCGCUUGUCACCUCUCAGCUGCGGUUUCCUCUUCUGUAACACGGGGUCAUAAGACCUGAUCACCUCAGCUGGCUUUCUUCGUAGGUGCAGGUUGGAAACAGAGGUCUUUCUCCGCUUCUUCUCAGGCUCUGCAAUGUCGCUUUCUUAUUGUGUUUAAAUUAUUAUGUCACAGAACAGCACAAACUACAAUUAAAGUGAGCACGAAGCCAUUCUAAGUCAUUGGGGAAAUCCGUGUGAGCCUUCGGUGGAUUUGGAGACAAGGUAGCAGGAAACAGGUAGCAGAAAUGGUCAUUUAUGAAACUGCUGCUGCGUUAGACAGCCGUCCUGAGCCGUCGGCACGUGCUGGUGGCUCCUUCCUUGGCAACAAUGCAGUGGCCUGAAUCCUUUUUAUAAAUUACUUCACUCCGAGCUCCAGGGACUUGGUGCUGUCGCUGCGGGCGAUCUGUCAGCCCCGGUUGGCUGCGUCUCCACUGCUGCUAUGUCCCCCCGCUCAUUUGCAUCCUCCCCAUCCUUGUCCCCUCCCCGAGGCCGGCUCACACAGGGCUGAAGGCUGGUGUUAUGGUGACAGAUUUUAUUUCUCCCUCCACGAAGUGAAGCUGCAGGGUGGAUUGUUAACGGUCCUAUUGGAGGUCAUCUUGUCGUUUCGGAAAAAUAAAAACCAUUUCAUUUCAAA